Molecule: messenger RNA, 304 nt
Organism: Rhizopus microsporus ATCC 52813
Lineage: Eukaryota; Fungi; Mucoromycota; Mucoromycetes; Mucorales; Rhizopodaceae
Exons: 1
Coding region: 103-273 (56 amino acids)
Source: RefSeq, a predicted model, not a curated record
AGUACCCUGAAGCAUUUUCCCUGCUGCUUCCUGUGGUUGACCAAGCAAGACGACUUCAUCUGAUAAGACAUUGAUCUUUAAUUCUAGACUCUUUCCAAAUCCAUGCAUCUUUUUUUACAUGUAAAAAGAAAAAACAGAAAAACAGAAAAACUAGAAAAAAAAUUUUUUAAGAGGUCCAAUAGUAAAAUGAUCAUUCCCUUUAUUAUUUUAUGCACUGUCUAUUUUCGUACUACUUUAAAUAGACCCUUUUUUUUGGGAGGGGUUGAAAUCUAGGAAACAAGAAAUACAGUAAAUAUAAAAAAAA